Messenger RNA from Phascolarctos cinereus (koala), 3218 nucleotides. RefSeq names its product DDB1 and CUL4 associated factor 5 (gene DCAF5). Gene Ontology annotation, molecular function: protein binding. NCBI's taxonomy places the organism in Eukaryota, Metazoa, Chordata, Mammalia, Diprotodontia, Phascolarctidae. Gene Ontology annotation, biological process: negative regulation of fatty acid biosynthetic process. Gene Ontology annotation, cellular component: Cul4-RING E3 ubiquitin ligase complex; cytoplasm. The record is from RefSeq and is a predicted model, not a curated record.
CGCCGCCGCAGCAGCCUCAGCCUCCUCCGCAGCCGCCGCCGCCGCCGCGGGCAGGAGCAGCGGGGCCGCAGCAUGAAGAAGAGAACCGGCCCCGGGCGCAGCAGCAUGAGGUCCGUGGUGGGCUUCCUGUCGCAGCGGGGCUUGCAAGGGGACCCGCUGCUCACUCAGGACUUCCAGAGGAGACGCCUGCGGGGCUGCAGAAACCUCUACAAGAAGGACCUGCUCGGCCACUUCGGCUGUGUCAAUGCCAUCGAGUUCUCCAACAAUGGAGGCCAGUGGCUGGUCUCAGGAGGCGAUGACCGAAGGGUUCUGCUGUGGCAUAUGGAACAAGCCAUCCACUCCAGAGUCAAGCCUGUCCAGUUGAAGGGAGAGCAUCAUUCUAACAUCUUCUGCCUGGCUUUCAACAGUGGGAACACUAAAGUGUUUUCUGGAGGAAAUGAUGAACAAGUUAUCCUCCAUGAUGUUGAAAGCAGCGAGACCUUGGAUGUAUUCGCCCAUGAAGAUGCAGUCUAUGGCCUUUCUGUGAGCCCUGUGAAUGAUAACGUUUUUGCCAGCUCAUCAGAUGAUGGACGGGUUCUCAUCUGGGACAUCCGGGAGUCUCCUCAUGGAGAGCCCUUCUGCUUGGCAAACUAUCCAUCAGCCUUUCAUAGUGUCAUGUUUAACCCUGUGGAACCCAGGUUAUUGGCCACAGCCAACUCAAAGGAAGGAGUGGGACUCUGGGAUAUUCGGAAACCUCAGAGCUCCCUCUUACGCUAUGGUGGUAACUUGUCCCUCCAAAGUGCAAUGAGUGUCCGGUUCAACAGCAAUGGAACCCAGCUGCUGGCCCUUCGGCGCCGCCUGCCUCCCGUUCUGUAUGAUAUCCAUUCCCGCCUACCCGUGUUCCAGUUUGACAACCAAGGUUAUUUCAACUCAUGUACCAUGAAAAGCUGCUGUUUUGCCGGAGAUCGUGACCAGUACAUCCUUUCAGGCUCUGAUGACUUCAACCUGUAUAUGUGGAGAAUUCCUCCAGAUCCGGAAGCAGGUGGCAUUGGCAGGGUGGUCAAUGGAGCCUUCAUGGUGUUGAAAGGCCAUAGGUCGAUUGUCAAUCAAGUCCGGUUCAAUCCCCACACCUACAUGAUCUGCUCCUCUGGUGUGGAAAAGAUUAUCAAGAUAUGGAGUCCUUACAAGCAGCCAGGUUGCACUGGAGACCUUGAUGGUCGAAUUGAAGAUGAUUCCCGCUGUCUCUAUACCCAUGAAGAGUAUAUCAGCCUUGUGUUGAACAGUGGGAGUGGUUUGUCCCAUGACUAUGCCAACCAGUCAGUCCAGGAAGACCCACGAAUGAUGGCUUUCUUUGACUCCUUAGUACGCCGGGAGAUUGAGGGUUGGAGCUCAGACUCAGAUAGUGACCUCAGCGAGAGUACCAUCCUACAGCUGCAUGCAGGGGUGAGUGAGCGUUCAGGCUAUAGUGACUCUGAGUCCUCAACCUCCCUGCAUCAUUCUCCGCCACCUCUGGCAGAUGAGUCAGCUGAUACUGCCUACCACCUGGGAUCCCUUCGAGCUACAACAGUAGCAUCCCCCCCGCCCUCUUCAUGUGAAGAUGUGGCCUCCCGACAACAGCGUCUGUCCGCCUUGAGGAGGUACCAAGACAAGCGCUUAUUGGCCCUCUCCAAUGAGUCAGAUUCAGAUGAGAAUGCUUGUGAGGCUGAACUGGAUACUGACCUCUUCCCCCGACCCAGAUCACCUAGCCCUGAAGAGAAUGAGUCUAGUAGUUCCAGCAGCAGCAGCAGCACUGAGGAUGAGGAGGAGUUAAAUGAGCGGCGCACUUCUACCCGUCAAAGGAAUGCUAUGAGACGGCGGCAAAAGCCUCCACGAGAUGAUAGGUCCAGUGCCCCAGCAAAGCAUGCUGGUACCUAUAUUGGAGAAGAUAACUAUGACUACCCACAGAUCAAAGUGGAUGAUCUCUCUUCCUCACCAGCUUCCUCCCCAGAACAUAGUGCCUCCAACAUGGAGAUUCACCCAGAACGGGUGUCCCCAUCUUCUGACAUGGAGUCAGUUGAACGGAAAAUCUACAAAGCUUACAAAUGGCUCCACUACUCCUACAUCUCAUAUUCAACUGGUAAAGAUGAAGAGACUUCCUUAGGGGUUGGGGAGACAGAUGAGGGAAAACCUGGGACAAGUGAGAAAAGCAACCCUACCCCUUCUUCCAGUAAAAGUGGUUUGAGUGUAACGACUCCCCAAGGCAACCAGGAUCUCCCUUCUGAAGGCCAAAGCAGGGAAGCUUUGAAAGAAGGCAGUCCUACCACAAAUUCUAAUAAUGGCCAAGGCUGUGAUCGUGACAACCACCCAUGUUCAGAGGAACAAGAAGGCACAUCCCAGGGCACCAAUAAUAGCAGCUCUAUUGAACACACUUUUGAGACCAAGAAGCUCAAUGGAAAAGCCCUCUGCAAAGCCAUAAGUGACAGGUCUGAGGAGCAGCCUUUGUCCACAGCUCCCAAAGGAUGCUGCCUGGCUCUCAGUGGUGGAUCCAUUAGCUGCCCUAGGACCCAGUCUGAUGACAGUGAGGAGAGGAACCAUGAAACUGUCUGCCCCAACCACAACAAUGGACACUUCCACCCUCGACCCCUUCACCUCCACAACAAUGGACAGAACUUUGGGGAGUCAGAGGCAGUCAUCCACUCUUCCCCAGGACACUCAGAUGCUGGCAAUGACAACGUGCUCCUGCCUGGGGCUCUCUUGCACAAAGACUGCCAUCUAUCAGAAAUGGACUGUGAGGACCACAGCACUGGCAUGAAAGAGGACUCAACUGAACCUCACUUGCCAGACAGCAGGGGCACCCAUGGACGAAGUGGACUCAAAAGGCACCGGGGGGAAUUGGAAGACACAGAUUCAGAAAAUUCCUGCCCAGAGAAGAAAUUAAAAACAUGAUAAAUACAAGAGGGGAAAAAGGAGCCUGCAGAAAGAACCCUAUUAAAAAGAAAAAAAAAAAGAAAAAAAGAGAAAAAACCCUGUUUAGUAAAUACAGAGGAAAAGAAAAAAAGUAUUAAAGGCACAUAGAGCCAGGGUCUAAAAUGUUGUGUCUAUGAUGCUGCUCCAUUCCAUUCAGCGAUGGGUCUAAGUGUUUGGCCAGUGGCUUGUGCUGUAUAAAGAAAAAAAAACCCAAGUGACUCCUUUAUUAGUGAGACUUGAGUAUAGUGUACCUGUGCAAGGUUCUGUUAAAGUAAAUCCUUGUUGAGACAUUU